AUGUCAAUUUGGAAGGAUCCUAAGUUAUACAGAAAGAAGCAUCAUGCUCCGAGAAAGCCAAAGGUUAUACUUUCUGUUACAAGUCUGAAGAAUUACAUACCUUCAGUGAUUGAUCUUCUUGAUUUUCCUGAAGAAAUAGAGAAUCUUUUGGCUCAACACAAGCAAAUUUUGGUAGAGAAUAGUAUAAGAAAAUAAAGUCCAGAUUCUCAGUAAAAUUGAUUAUCAUCCAAGAAGAAAUAAUGAAUGGUCUAAGACAUAUUUGAAUAAUGUUAAUAAAAAGGUGGAGAGAUUAAGAAGCGAGCCAAUGUUAUGAGAGUUCUCAGCUCCAAGUUAUAAAGGAUUUAAGAAAGAUCUCGACUAUCUCGUACUUGGGUAUUCCGAACUUGACCAAGAAUUAUCAAAAAUCACUUUAAACAUUAAUUGUUCCUCUCUAAACGCUCAGAAACCGUCCAAAAGCAUCUCAGAAGCUCCCUUACCUCCAAACCACCCUCCAUUAACCCCUCUCCCCAAAAUUUUCACUCUCAUAACUCUUCCCAAAAUCCCCAAAACCGCCUUAAUCACCCUCUCCAAAUCCCUCUUACCCUCCUUCGCUACUCUCAACACCCACCCUGCCUUCACUUCCUUCAACCCGACCAAUCCAGAUGCUACCUUCCCCACAAAGUACAAAUAACAUGAAGAUCUGAGCCCACAGUUAUUUCUGAGAUUACACUGAGAUUUAUCCAUCUCUUCCUCCUCCUAAUAGUCAUGCGCUUGAUGUAUCCGACUGAAGAGGGGUUGGGGCUCAUGCCCUCUGCAGGCAACUUGAUGAAGAAGAUGUGAGAAAAUAGGUUCAAGAGAGUUUAUGCGGCAGAUAGUUGCGGUGCUGAAUUUGGAAUGAGAAGAACUCCUAGGAAAAAGAAUAUUUUCAGUAAAUAAAGUCUAUGAUUGUAAGAAGGAGGCUAAGAAAAUCCCUGUUUUUAUGCUGAAAAACGAGAUUGAUAAGAUCAAAUUUAAGAAAACCUGGCAAGAUGUCAAUAAUAAAUCGAUCAAUACAAUCACUACUAGAUCUUUGUUUAAAGAAGCCGCUAUUAAUUUAGAGCAGGAGAGAAUUAAUUCAUCACUAUUGAAAAGGAAAUCAAUAUUUGAUCCAAAUUCUUUCUUAGCACCAGUUUCAUAUAAACCCCAGCCUUUUCCAAAGAUCUUUCCUAAAAUGCAUAUUCCAAAACAAAUCAUUGAGAAGAUUUGAACUCCUAAAAGACUAGAUUUUCUCUCAAAAGAUGUAGUUGAGCCACUCACCAACUAUCUUGAGUCACAAAUAUUAUGAAAUACUUACAAGAAGAAGAAUAUUGACUGAAAAACAGUCUUAGCCCAAAAACCAUCACCAGCUUUAAGUUCUGCUAAGAUUGAAACUCCAGUUAAUCGGAUGGACUCUAUUGAGAAACCUCUGAUGGUGAGCACCAAGAGCAAGAUCAGGACUAUCGAGGAGCCUACUAGUGAUGUAGAGUUCUCCAUCUCUGACUUAGACUUCAGUGAAAUUGAAGAAGUUCUUGAAGAUAGUCAAACUCAUACUCAAAAAGAAAGCAAGAGUGAAUCACAAAGCUGCUCAGAAAGCAGUAGUAGUGAACAUAAUAUUUUGGAAGAUCUAGAACUAGUCUUUGUAUCCGCACAAAACAUGAAACAGUCUGUAUCUCAAGGAGGCGCUUUCUUGAUUGAGUGACUGAAACCUGCAAAGGUUCAUUGGAUCAAUUAUAAUUUUCUUCAAAAAUUUGAGGAUAACUUCAAGUUCUGGCAAAUAGUAAUUGAUGGAGAUACAAUUGUUUUCAUCAACAAUCCAGCCAUCUUCAAUGCAGACAACCCAAACUUUGAAGAUGAAUAUUGAGAGUCUGCUAAACAAAUCUUCAAAAUAUAUUGUCAGUUUACUAAGAAUUUACUCUUUAUCAUGAUUGCAUUACAUGAGACAGCCCCGACAAAAAUCUCCAAAAAUAUUGAAAUUGUGACAAUGAACCAAGACCCUCUAAUCCAACAGUCAACUGUCUAUUCUUACCAAGAGUGUGCUUACUUGGUGAAUAAUUUGUAUAUCCCAGAGACAUUUGAAAAGAAAAGUCUUAAGGCUCCGAAUAAUAUCUGGAAGGAUCGUCAAAAUCUUGAGAAGUUUCUUAGUCCAGAUUAUGAAAUCAGUAUCAGAUGCAAAACCAUCAUUCCUCUGAAUGCUAUUGGGAAAUACUACUUCCUUGAGAAGUUGAACUCGAUCAACAUCGAUCACCACGAUGAACUAAGCCUUGAUCUGUUUUCGAGCCUCAUUGAUGUGAUAGAUAAACCAAUUUUAGAAAAGGCUAUAGAGACGGCCAAUAGAAUCUUGUUCGGAUCCAGAAUCAGCUCUGAGACCUCACAACACAUGCCAAGGAUUUCUGCCCAGAAGUCUAUUCCUUUGAGAAGGAUAGUAAAAAGUGAUUUUGGUGCUUCCACCAUCUCUGAAGAGGAAAGCAGUUCAGAAAGUGAUAGAAUAGAGGAAAAUAUCCAAAAGAAGAUCAACAAGUCUCGAAAACUGAAAGAUAUACGCCGUAAUCUAAUAUCAAGGCAGGUUAUCAAGAGAAGUCCCACUUUUGGAACAAGUUCUAAAGAAGAAAGUACUGACUUAACUCCUGAAAGUGGAGACAUCAGCCAGAGAUAUUCAUUUGAAGCUUUAGAGAAUAAGUUUAAGGCAAAACAAAAUAAGAAACCUGUAGUUUUUCCUACUCAGCCUUCUUAUGAGACUCCAAUACAGGCUUCGAAUACAACAACUUCCGAAGAGUCUAAUAUCAUAUUAAACUCAGUUCGCAAAGAAGACAAGAGAUUCGGGAAGCAAAGACAGAAUCAAAAGACCCAGAGAGAUGAGCUAAUGAGAAAGAUUAAUGCUCAGAAGUACAGAAUCAGACAGUCCCAGAAACCAUAAUUGGCAUCAUCAAUCAUAAA
Molecule: messenger RNA, 2931 nt
Organism: Moneuplotes crassus
Lineage: Eukaryota; Ciliophora; Spirotrichea; Euplotida; Euplotidae
Source: the annotation of a GenBank genome assembly